CAUGUUGGUGGCGCUGUAUUGGACCAGUUGUAUACUGUGGUGCUGAAGAUUUCGUCAGCUAUCAAUGACUUGACUAAAACGAUUAACAACAUGUCGUCCGCCAUUACGAACUUGAAUGUUAAUGUUAACCAAUUGCUUUCAAAGUCUAAUGAGCGCGAAAGACCGCAUGAAUUCGAUUGCGGACUGUCAAGUCAGCAGUUCCCUUUGUCAUCUGAAGAGGAACUACAGAUGCUAGAUACUGGUUUGUCGCAGAAAGAAACCAGGGACAGAUUUAUGGCAAUGGUCACUAGGUUAUCAGGUGACGAUCCAAAAGCGUCCAUGCGUUUUAUUCUGUCGCAUCUGCUGACACCGGAGGUUGCCAGUAAAUUCACGUUACUUGGCACCUCUUCUAAACGAGCACUACAUAAAUGCACGUUUUACAGCUGCAUACGAAGUGCCUUAACUCAUCGUUUUUUGUCAUCCUCUGUAAAUGAGAAAGACCUUGGUAAGCUAUACGACACAGCGACACAAGGUUACUUUCACGACCUUCGAGACAAGAUGAUAAAACGAAAUAGAAGAAAAGAAAAUCAGUUACAGUCAACAAUACUGACGAACAUAACCAAUUCACAGGACGACUACCCCAAUUCUGAUUAGUCCGUGCAAUUGCUUUGAUGUUGUACCUCGAU
This is a messenger RNA of Schistosoma guineensis, 665 nucleotides long. Lineage: Eukaryota; Metazoa; Platyhelminthes; Trematoda; Strigeidida; Schistosomatidae. The record is from the annotation of a GenBank genome assembly.